Messenger RNA from Stomoxys calcitrans (stable fly), 2587 nucleotides. RefSeq names its product synaptic vesicle glycoprotein 2B. The record is from RefSeq and is a predicted model, not a curated record. NCBI's taxonomy places the organism in Eukaryota, Metazoa, Arthropoda, Insecta, Diptera, Muscidae. Gene Ontology annotation, cellular component: membrane. Gene Ontology annotation, molecular function: transmembrane transporter activity. The transcript is spliced from 5 exons. Gene Ontology annotation, biological process: transmembrane transport. The coding region runs from base 308 to 2038 and encodes 576 amino acids.
UUUGGAGCUGCUAGGAGCUCAAUAGCAAUCGUUCAAAGUUGUUAAAACCCCAACGUAUUUUUUUGAUAAAGUCCAGCAAGGCUAAAACCAUUCGUAAGUGGGCCAAAGUGACGAGAAAAACUGCGAAUUCGAGAAAGAUUUUAAAGAACUUAAAAACCUCUUGUGUUAACUAGUCAACUAUUUUCCCUGAAAUAGUUGUAAACCAUUUUUGUGGUUGUUCUUAAUUUAAAUUUUGUUUGCUGAUUAACUUAAUUUUUUUUUGAGCGUAAACCGCCAAGCAAAAGUUCCCACAAAUCGAAGUCAUAGAAUGGUAGAAGGUGACUCUAAAAAAAAUUCCAGUAAUUCGUAUAAUGUAGAAAGUGGCCUACAACCAAACUACGAUACUAACAAUUCAAGCGUAGACAAUCGUUCAAUAAUUCAGCCCUACGGCUUAAGUUCGGAUUCCAAAGAUCUUGGCUAUCACAUCAACGAGGCCUAUGAUGUUGACAAAAAUGACUUAGAGAAGGCCAGUGGUGGCCGUUCGGGCGGCAUGAAAGCCGGCUUCGAACAGGCCAUAGAAAUGUGCGGCUAUGGCAAAUUCCAUUACAUUCUAUUGGCCAUCUGUGGUUUGGUCAGUACGAGUGAGGAGAUGGAUGUCAUUUCAAUGUCCUUUAUUCUGCCAUCGGCUCAAUGUGAUCUUAAUCUGAAUACCGAGACCAAGGGUUGGCUGAAUUCGAUCAUUUUCAUUGGUAUGAUGGUCGGUGCCUACUUUUGGGGUAGUAUUGCCGAUUCCAUGGGUCGCAAAAAGGUCUUGAUUGUCAUCUCCUUCAUGAAUGGUUUUUGCAUUGUCGCCUCGUCAUUUUCGCAAACUUACGAAUGGUUUAUGCUCUUUCGAUUUCUAAAUGGUGCCGCCUUGGGCGGCAGUGGCCCCGUCAUCUGGUCCUAUUUUGCCGAAUUCCAACCGAAAUCGAAACGUGGCUCCAUGUUGAGUUUCAUGGCUGCCUUCUGGACUUUCGGCAAUCUUUUCGUUGCCGGCUUAGCCUGGCUUAUCAUUCCCACCGGCAUUGGUUUUGUUACACCUCUCUUCGUCUACAACUCAUGGCGUAUCUUUUUGAUGGUUUGUGCAAUUCCCUCCUUCAUUGUGGCCUUCUUGCUGUUCUAUUUGCCUGAAUCUCCCAAAUUUCUGCUGUCCAAGGGCAAACAAGAUAAGGCUAUGGCCAUAUUCCGCGGUAUUUUUGUGACCAACACCAAAAAGGCCCCCGAAUUAUAUCCAGUCACCGAAUUGGACAUUGAUGAGAAACUCAUGGCCGAAAUCAAGGAGGCCAAUGAAUCGGUGAAGGGCAAAUAUUCCAAAAUGUUAACGGGCAUGGUGGAACACAGCAAACAAUUGUUUACAUCGCCCAUAUUGAAAUUCACUCUGGUGUCCAUCAUUAUCAACUUCACCUUCCACAUUGGUUACUACGGCCUUAUGAUGUGGUUCCCCGAAUUGUUCAAUCGUUUCGAGGAGUACAGCACCACAUUCCCGGGCGAAAAGGCGGGUGUAUGCACAGUAACUGAUUAUGUGGUGGGUAAGGAUAGUCACGUAGAUGCCGUCUGCUCUUCUCACAUACCCUCAGCGGUGUUCAUGGAAUCGCUGAUCUCUUUGGCCUCUGCAUUGCCCGCAAAUUUAAUAGCCAUUUUGGGUAUGGAUUUGUUGGGUCGCAAGUUCUUCUUGAUCUUUGGUACCAUGACGGCUGGCGUUUGCUCUGCUGCCAUGUACUUUGUCUACAAUUCCACCCAAAAUCUUAUAGUAUCUGCUGUCUUCAGUGGUGCCAUCUCAGCUGCCAAUGCUGCUUUGGAUUGUCUUAUCACAGAGGUGUUCCCCACACAUUUAAGAGCCACUGGUGUGGCCAUUUCUAUGGUGGCCGCCCGUAUGGGUGGUAUUAUUGGUAACAUUGUAAUUGCCACCCUUUUGGAUCAAUACUGUCCUGCACCCACCUUCAUUGUGGCCGUCUUGCUGAUGGGCGGUGGUCUGAUGUGUCUGCUGUUGCCCAACACAACGCGCAAGGAACUGAACUGAGAGGUCAUGCUCACAAUAUUUCCGAAAUCGGAAACGUAACAGUCCCACCCAAAUUUUGUCCGUUAAUGUAGAAAGAGACACAAAACACAAACAAACAAAAAACAACGCGCACAUCGACACAACUACAUUAAAAACACACACUCGCGCACACAGACACACAUGUACACCACCAUAUAUCCACCACACCACACCAGCCAUUUAAAGGAUAUUGCCACGCAUUUUUAACAUUAUUCCCUGAAAUUAUUAAUGUCAUCUGAUGAGAGGCACGGACAUUCCUCUGCUAAAUUUUUGCUUUAGCAGGCUUUACCUUCCGGCUCCAUAUCUUACACCAAUUUGGUAUUUUAUUGUUUUAAUUUGUUCGUAUGCUUAAGUGUAAUGUUGUAAAUUAUAACUAUUCUAUUCAUAUAAAUAUAGUGAGAGAUCUUAUUGUAAAAAUGAUAAUAACAAAAACAAAGAUAUAAGAGCUUUUAUUGUUAAUUAUGAUGUAAACAAAACAAAACCAAACAACCAAAUAAAACAACAGCGAGAAAGAACUGUCAGAAAAUCAAA